AAUUUAUUAAAUAUAUGAGAACAAUAUAUGAGCAACUUGGUGUUAAAGUAAUUAACCUUUUCCAUAAAGAUACUGACAAAUUUUAAAUGACACGACGGUAGCGCAUGCGCAUUUACAGUACAUGGAUGUGGAAAACGAUUAGUGGUGGUAGAGAAUUCUCUCCUCGUCGAUGACCAUACUCUACAAUAUCUCAUCGAUGACUCUACGAACGCGCCAUCUUUGAUUUCAUUUAAUUCAAACCAUACGUUGCAAAUAAAAUGGAACGUUUGAAUGAUAUCUUGCAGCCGCGUGUUCGAGCGAGCAAAGUUAGAUUGUCAUAUGUGGACGAAUUAUUUCCGGAUCUCAAGGAUGAUCCGUACAUCAUCCUUCAUAAAAAUGUUCCUGGCAUACGGCAUUCUUCCGGCCACGAGGAGCACGAAGCAAAUCUCGACGAGUGCUCAACGAGGCACGAGGUCAGCGGUUCGCCACUGGAGUAUUCGUUCGGUAACUGCGAAUUCGACGACACCGUCGUCAUAGCGAGACAAAAUUGGCGGAAGGAAGAAGAGUUAUAUUUGCCACUGAGCAGAACGGAUGCAUGUAAUGCCCUGAAUGCGUGUCUGGAACAUCUUGAUACUAAUGCCUUGCCAAUAUUGGCUCUCUGUGACGGGAAGGAUUCUAAGCAGAGCAGAUUCAUCGGCGCGAUUGUCUCUCAAGAUUGGUUCACCACACUGGAAGCUGUUUCUAUUGGCAUGAUAGGUUUGGCCGCAGUAAGAAACAAAUGUCAGAAAGCUGUACAGGAGCAUCUUAAACAAUCGUUUACACAAGAAUACAGUACUAAAAUGUUCAGUGCUGUUGACUUAUUCAGGAUGAAGCAAGAAACGAUCGAUUGGGAUAAGACUGCCAAAAGUGAUUUUGAAGGAAGCAUUAGUGUCGAAAUGCAUUCAGAUUCAAGACUGUCGAAAAAUACUUUGACAGCUCAAAUAAAUGCCGGAUGGAAGGAUAGUCCAUUAAAAGAACUGAGAGAUCAGUUAUUUUUAUUAGUCGAAUAUUUAUCAACGAUAGAUGAGUGCAAGAAAAAUAUUGGGCUACAAAACCCGAUAAAAUUCACAAUGCCAUAUUCAGAGGAACAUGACAUCAUAAGUGAAAAAUUAAAUCUUUUACUGAACGGAGAUUUCAAUUUUCAAUGGUUUGAUAAGGGCAAUGUUAAGGAAAGGAAUCGUAUCAAUAAGGAGAAUGCUGAAAUUGACGCGAAAAUGCAGGAACGUGUACAAAGUGUUUUUCUGAGACAUGAUACAGAUUUUACCGAUCACUUGUGGGAAAUACUUAUAAAGACUUCAGCGUAUCCGCAAAUGGUAAACUACGUUGAAACUGUUUUGAAGGAAAUCCUCGAGCAUAAAUUUACACCACAGAUGAACGACACAAAUUCAACAAGAUUUGUGAAAUGUCUUUCCAAUCUGCAUCAUCAAGAAACAAUGUCCCAUUUGUUAGUGGGAAGUGUACCGUUAGAACUUGUUGUGGAUAUGGGAUUUCAGAAGCUUACUCGAGAUUACUUAUAUAUCCUGCGAGGAGCGCGAUUUGUCGAUCUGCACGACAUCCGACAGAAAUUAGGUGAUACAUCUUCUGGAAUCUUCAACACGGAGAAUUACAGGAAUAAAUUGAACACGUUAGCACAAAUUCACAUCUGUUUGGAAUGCAUGCUACUUAUUGAAGCGCAUCUGGAAUGCCCGAUUGAAAAUUUGCAAAAUAUAUUUGCCUACGUUUACAAAGAGUUCGUGUCCGCGCAAUCUCCUUUACAGCAUUAUUCUGAGCUUCGCAGCCGAAUUUUCACCUUGACGGUGCCUCUACCCAACGUGUUGGCUAAUGAAUUAAACAAGAUGGAUCCGUCUGUAUGCAGAGCCUCUGUUUCGUCUCAUUCUGCCGCGUCGAUGCUAACGACUAUCACCUAUUACAACAAGCUACCUAUUUUUCCAACAAAUAUAUAUUCUACUGACGAUGUAGAUUUACAGGAGGAAAUGGUUUAUGGUAUAAGCGCAGUAUCGUCAUCGGCGAAGUAUAGAAAACUGUGAACAACACUCUUGAAACUUGAGAAACGAAUUAAAACUUCAGAACUGGUGCAAUUUUUAAUAAACUGGAAACGUGGUGCGUGAUGUAAUUGUGUUUUAAUGAAUAAUUAAUAAAAUAAAAGUUAUAAAAGCAAUCUCAUAAAUCUUCAAAUACAGUUACAUGUAUUGGAUGUAUAAAUA
This is a messenger RNA of Wasmannia auropunctata (little fire ant), 2222 nucleotides long. RefSeq names its product protein zwilch homolog. The transcript is spliced from 13 exons. The coding region runs from base 258 to 2045 and encodes 595 amino acids. The record is from RefSeq and is a predicted model, not a curated record. NCBI's taxonomy places the organism in Eukaryota, Metazoa, Arthropoda, Insecta, Hymenoptera, Formicidae. Gene Ontology annotation, cellular component: RZZ complex. Gene Ontology annotation, biological process: mitotic spindle assembly checkpoint signaling; protein localization to kinetochore.